Messenger RNA from Hymenoscyphus albidus, 4187 nucleotides. The record is from the annotation of a GenBank genome assembly. NCBI's taxonomy places the organism in Eukaryota, Fungi, Ascomycota, Leotiomycetes, Helotiales, Helotiaceae.
GGACUAGAAUAUUUUGUCUUACUCGAUAACGCAGUCGACUUUAUUUUGUGCCACAUGCGUCUCUCGCGUUGGGCUUGGAGGUGUGGGCUGGGCACGACAUUGAACACCAAUCGACGGGUAUAUGAUUGGCUUCCAGUUAAGACCGAAAGCAGGUCCCCGUCGCGGCAUCUGCAGUAUAUCUGCUCUCGGCGAACGAUUUCUCAGGCCGUGCUCCCACAACACCAUGCCGUCCCACGUCCAGUUCUCUGAUCUCACCUGGAUGGUGUCCAUUACCGGCUGAUCUCAAGAUGCGAGAUACAGCAGAUCCAGAGCGCCGGCCGAGGAGGCGGUGCUCAUUGCGGGUCUCCCAUCAUCGUCUCUGCAGGUUCUUGCAGUAUUCGAGUACUCGAGUCCCUUCUUGGAGUUUCAAUGCAGGAUGGCUGGUUUGGCCUUGAUCGACGGGUCGUGUAUACGUUGCCCUGCGCCGGACACUUUCCCUUUGCUUUUCGAGCAGCGUACGGUGCGGUGCUGUGCUGUGCUUAGGAUAUCGUGCUGUAGUGUGCCCAGUGAGUCUUUACCGGCAGCCAACGAACAAACGGUGCAUGGAUGGUACUUGUAGUCGUGGCGUGCGGCACAUCUCGUGGGAUAGCAAGAGGCACGAGAUACUUCAGAGAAGGCGUAAAAAGGAAGUUCUGGCGAUGUUUGAUGGAAGUUUGGUAGAAGUUUGGUCGUCACCAUCUGCCCUGGCCUGGCUGGUGGUGGUGUUGUGUUUUCUGAUCACCACUGCACACCACUGACCCGCAGCACCGGGAUUGACCAAUCGCUGGCCGUUCGGCUCCUUGCCGCCUCUCCCGCCCUUCGUUGCAGGGAUGGGGAAAAUCGCUUCAUCAUUGCAACCCACAACCACCACCACUCCCCCACGACAUCAACAUCUCGCUCCCCCCUUUCUCCACCCCAAAGCAACGUCGCUUAGCGUUUCUUUUCUCUUCCCAUGGCCACCACGUCAACCGUGCAACAUCACGCAACACCACUCCCUUUCUGGUGCCACCUCCGUCUGCCUCGUCUCCAUACUCUAAGUCUCUUACUGCUGUUGUCACAUCGUCCCCAAUAGCCUUGUGUUCCAGCUCCUCUAUUGAACGCCACUUUUUUCGUCCGAACUCCAGCAUAUUUCCAUGGUUCCCUGUCUUCAUAUCCAGUGUGGACGGUUACUUGCAGGCAUAAUAAAGAGACUCGGGAACCACUAACUCUCUAAGAUGACGAUGCUAUACGGGUGUUCCCUCGGGAAACGAGAUGAAUUUGAACCAGGUCCUGUAUGUCGAUCCGCUUCCACUGUCUUGCUUAUGCUUUUGAUUGCUUCAAUAUGUCUUGAUGCCAUGUGGGAGACGACAGAAUCUGAAUAAUCAACAUGUACCCACGAGCUUGCAAACUCGUGGGGAGAAAAACUUAUGUAGGUCUCACGUCACAUCUGUCACAUAUCCUCAUUUUCUGCUUCAGUUUCAUCGUUGAAAUUCUGAUAUAUAUCACGACAUUGGUUUUUCAAAUCACAUAUCAUUUCGAUCGAGCGAGUCCUCGUGGCAUUACACGUGUGAAUAAGCCAUCCUCUCACUCCUCUCCGCUUUCACCUUAUGAAUAUACCUAGACAACUUGCAGAUCUUUCUUGAAUCAGUAUCAUCAUGUUUGACGUUCACUACACCGACCCUUCGAGGGAGACCGUGGGCCAGCGUAAGAUCCGAAAGGAAAGCAAGACAAGUGAAAUAUCACGAGGAUCAUCCAUAAGAAGUUCAAACUCAUCCGAAUCCUCCCAAAGCCAUACUCGACCAGCCCUAUUAUCACUCUUUGGAGGAGGGAGUAGCAAGCGAGGUGGACUCACAAGGACCGGAUCACAGUCAAAGCUUUCUGCACUGAAGAAUGGGGAUGCAAGUAAAGCUGCAAGGAGGAUAUCAAGCUAUACGGUGGCCUCGGACUCGUCCGUUCGUGAUUUUACUGAGCCUUCGGCAAAUCAAGCAUCUGCAAAAGGCACAUUCUCCUUUGAUCAAGAUACUGACUUGUCUUGUGCAUCCGAACGUAAGUUUCCGUUUGCAUUUUGUUGAAGACCUACGUAUACUAAAUUUUCGACAGCGGCAGAAUCAGUUUUUUCAGGAUGGACGGGACGAUCAUCAAAUACAAACUCGACUUGGGGAUCCGUGGUGAACUCGCCGACUACCAAAUCCCAUCUUAUUCAACCUCUAAGUCCAACUUCCAUCAUCGGUAGAGGUCCUGAUGUAUCGACUCUGCCGAGAGAAAAUGCAAGUUUAGCAGGACAGGUGGCAACUGUUGUCACCAUACCACCCAGAAAAACAAUUCCAAUUCAGGGUGGAGAUUCUCCUACAGAUCCGUAUGUCCAGUAUCCCGAGUAAAGAGCCGAUGGUACUAACAUGUUCAAGAGCACGUAAUUCGGCCACAUUUGAUUUUCCAGUACCACACUUCUUUCUACCAGAGAAACAAUCUACACCAGCUAAGAAAAUCUUUGAUCUUAAUAAUCCACCACCAACACCUCCCCCAGCAUUUUCGGUUCCUCCUCUUCCUCGACUUCCUAUCAGGACAGACUCGCACAGACCACCGAUGCGUUGGGCCGAACAGAGAAGACCAGAAGAUAUUCCUGUUCCAAAAUUACUUCAACCUCCCAUCAAAUUGACAAAUGUCAAAAGACAAAGACCCGUUCGACUGGUACACUCACAUCUUCAAAAGGGUAUUCGAAGAAUGGAAGCAGCAAGCUCUAAAAUCGUCCUCGAACGUCUGAAAGAAGAAUGGGUAGAGGUUGCAGAUGCCUCUGUCUACCGAGAACUGGAAUUGGAGAAGCAGAGAUGGAUGCUCUUCGCACUACGAGAUUUGAAAACAACACGAUUAGGCCCUCAAAAUGAGACUUCGACGAUCCAGCUUACCACAGCUGGAGCCACGAAAGUUUUAUCUCUGUAUGAAAAUCAUGGUAAGAUCCCAUCCGAUAUUCUAGAGUGCAUACUGAUGUAGAACAGCAUCCGCAUCCUUCCUCUCCGCCCUUUCAAGUCCCAGCACCGAAGUCCACCACCUCAGCAAAUCGCCCCUCUCCCCAAAACCAUACCCUAAUAUCCAUCCUCUCGCUGUCCCAGAUUUGAACACCCCACUCCCAUACACAAACAACACCUUCACAUCCAUCCACGCAUUCUCCCUCCCCGCCCAAUUCCCCGCUUCUUCCAUCCCAGGACUGUUGAAAGAGUGUCACCGCCUCCUCACACCUUCCCCUCCAUCUCCAACCAAUCCAUCCCUAGCACCUGACUCCCUAUCACCGCCCUCUCCCAGCUUCCCCAUAAGACCAGAGGGCAUUCUCCAUCUCACAAUCAUCGAUCCCUGUCCCCUCCCAUCUACUCUCGGUCCCCUGCUCCGAACAUGGCUAGACAGCCACCUCCUCCUGAACCUCGAAAAACAAUUCCGGUGCAUCAACCCCAGCCGUCUUUUCCCCGAAUGGCUACGCGACGCCGGUCUUCGAGCAGAAGGGAGUUGUAUUCUCACCGUUCCAUUCCUCGCUGUCGUCGAUGGCGCACAGGCGGAAUCGAUCCUACUCUCCAAUCACCAUAAUUCCUCUUACCCUUCCACCCCCUCUCCCUCUUCAUCCUCCGAUAACUCCCCCACCACCGAAACAGACGGCACCAGGCCCAUCCAAGAAACUGAAACACAACAUGUCCAAAUCUAUAAAAACGACAUCAUCAAGCAAGAACUGAAAUCCGUCGUGGGAAGGAUGUUAUGGAAGGAGAUGUGGGGGUCGUUUGUGGAAGCGCGGGGGUGGUGGUGGGAGGAUGAGGGAAUCGUGGAGGAGUGUGUGAGGUUGAGGACGUGUUGGGAGUGGAGUGUUGUGGAUGCUGUGAAGGGGUGAUUUGCCUUCUCAUAUCAAGUAAAUAACUGUAUGGAUGAUGGAUGGAUAGAGAUAUUUCUUUUGUGAUUAUUGUGAUUUUCGGGUGUUAUGGGUGUUGGGGGUAUUAAAAGUUUUUACUGUAUAGGAUGUGAAAAUGGGAGUGUGAGGUCAUUUUGGACCUGAUCGGAUCAGAGCAUAGUAGAGUAGAGAAGAGAGGAGAAAAGAGGGAUGGUGUGGGUUAUUGUAGAGGGGAAAUGUAUUUUUAUCAUCUUCUUUAUUCCUUCAUCGCUUCUCGUUGCCUUUCCCUUCUUCACCUACCUACCAAUCCAAACUAACAACCUCC